This is a messenger RNA of Strongylocentrotus purpuratus (purple sea urchin), 4012 nucleotides long. RefSeq names its product galanin receptor type 1-like. Bases 17 to 1165 code for a protein of 382 amino acids. Gene Ontology annotation, molecular function: G protein-coupled receptor activity. Gene Ontology annotation, cellular component: membrane. Gene Ontology annotation, biological process: G protein-coupled receptor signaling pathway. The transcript has a single exon. NCBI's taxonomy places the organism in Eukaryota, Metazoa, Echinodermata, Echinoidea, Camarodonta, Strongylocentrotidae. The record is from RefSeq and is a predicted model, not a curated record.
UCAUACGACUUGGAAGAUGGCGUCCACCCAGGUCACCACUGAUAUCCUGUCAACGGAGUUGAUGUGGACGGAUUCGACAACUGCCGGACUGAACGUGACAGAACCAGCUGAAACUGGAUCAAACCGGUUGACGGGCAGUGACCUGGUGUCUGUGAUUAUCUACUGGACCACAGGGUGCAUUGGGGUGCUUGGUAACGCUUUGGUCAUGAUUGUCUUUCGACAUCUCAGGUCCAAACGAAGUCAGGCCAACCUCUUCAUUUUGAACCAAUCGCUGGCUGAUUUCGUCACUUCGUUGUUCAUCAUCACCUUCGGCACAACGAGAAUCGUACGUCAUAACCUCUCGCAUUACGGUGCCUCUGGAUUCUUCCUAUGCCGAUUCUGGUGGUCGCGGUUCUUCGUCUUCUCCGGCUUUGCAGUAUCCACCUUCAACCUCACCGCAAUGUCCAUUGAACGGUACAUAGCAGUCGUGCAUCCGCUCAAAUAUCAGGUGUUUUUCAAGCGACGCAAUACCACCAUAAUUAUCCUCAUUGUGUGGAUCGUAGGACCAAUAAUGCAGUGGGUGUUUCCCAUCUGGCAACAUGCUAGUGUUGACGGAAGCUGUAUUUAUCAGUCUUCGUGGAGCAAUGUCCACGGAAUCGUUGUUGGUGUGGUCCUUUUCUGUUGGGAAUACUUCUUUCCGUGCCUUAUCAUGUCCUUCGCGUAUGUCACGAUUCUACGCACUUUACGCAUCAAGGAACGCAUCGUUCACGCUCAGGUUGGCGCACCCGACCAAGGCGGCGAGCCGAAGACAGACGCGAACGGCAACGCCAAAGGCAACACCGUCAACAAGAACAACGCAUCAUCCAAGCAGGCGCAAGCUCGACGUAAGAACGUCACCGUCACUCUUUUCAUCCUCUUCAUCGUUUAUUUUGUCUGCUGGAGUCCGAAUCAGUUCACGUUCCUACAAUUCAACCUCGGUGGUCCGCUCAACUUUGACGGCAUCUGGUAUCACUUCACAGUCGUGGCCGCCUUCUGUAACACGUGUAUCAAUCCAUUCAUCUACGCGCUGAAACACAGGCAGUUCCAGGCCGGGAUGAAGUCACUGUUCUGCCGCGGAAAGAGUGCCCAACGAAAUAACGGAAGUGAGCAGCCAGGUGGAAGUCUGGCUGGCACUGUCGUUGAUUGACACAGAGAGUCUGUGACGGUACGUGACACGUCACAUAACGUUGCGAGCGAGGAAUUCAGCAGUAUCGACGCCAUUGAUGCAAAAGUAUAUGAACAAACCAACAGUCCUCCUAGUCCUUCUUCCAAUAGUGGCAUCUCUCAAGGGAAGAUUAUCAGAAAUCACCAGACACAGGGGUCCAUCCUCUCAGACGGAAGCGAUGAGCUUGAGGAAACUGGUCCACUAGGUACCGACCCUGACUUUGACACAGCAAACGGCAAUUCGAACAAUAAACAUGAACACGGUGAUUUGACUGCUGAAAAUGGUAACACGAAUAUUCGACCAAUGAGCAUACUCGCAGGUACGGAUGUAACAAAUAAAAGAACUCACAGUGUGAUCAAAUGGUUUGAUCAGGAAAAUAAUGUGAAUUCUCUUUAGAAAGGCCACCGAAUCAAAAUGCUUUUUUAUUUUGAAAAAGAACCAAAAUACGAUGAAUCAACAAAAUUGUAAUGUGAUAAACUCUUCCGUCGCUUUCCAUAUUUAUGUACCUAAGAAAAUUAAGAACUAACUCGUGGCCAAUUGAAUUGGUGUCCUAAAUAGAUCCAUGCUAAGACUGUGAAAUAUUAUUGAUGAUCGUUGUUUAGUUCUAAGAUUUUUAGGUCCCCAAAGAAUUGACGACUCGCAAGUCUUUAACUAUUGGAUAUGUAUACAGUCAUGUAUAGUGUGCGUAGUUACAACAAAAAUUGUACUAACGACAAAUGACAUGACUCUUGCAUAGAUGAAAAGAAAAAGAAGAAGAAGGAGAAGAAGAAGAAGAUGAAAAUCCUCUUCUUCUUUUUUACAUUGGUAACUUUCAGAAUUCAUCCCUUGAACGCACUUACCGCUCCGGUUGCUGGAGCUAAAGCCGACGUAAUGAUAUCCAAAAUACUUUGCAAAUGUAUAGAGAUGUUCAUGCGAUAUACAAGAACGACAUAACUAUUAUUAUUAUUAAGUGUGCUUAACAUACUGUUUAUCCAAGAGGUUGCAAUUAUCAUACUGGUGAGUAAAUGCCCAGUUUCUUAAAGCUCAAAUUUACUUAUAUUUCCACUCAUACUUUGCAUGUAUUUUCGUGCCAUUGAUUUUGUUCGUUGGGACUUGACACCUUAAAAACUGAACCUUAAUCAAUUCCAUCGUCAAUGUAAUUAAGAAUGUAUAAAUGGCGAUAUGUGUUCUUCUCUAUAUUAACGAUUUUACUGUGUCUGUAACGAUUUUGCUUUAUUUCAAAAUCCUACAAAUUAUCUCCUGUAGUUGUACAUUGCCACUUUUUACUUUUCGUAUACAUAUAUUUGUUCUUCUUACUUAUUGUUGUUAUAAAUAAUUACAUAAUGAUGUACAUUUUGUGUAUGAUAUAAUGUGCUUGCCGUUCAUAAGAGACUUUUAGAAUUAUAUUUUGAGAUAUGGUAAGUAUUUAAGUGUUGUCAUAGAAGUGCAUUGCCAAUGGUUUUUAUAAAAAUAGUCAAAUGAAUUUUGAGAAAAAUGCACACAUUCCAAGUUAAGUUAACAAACCUGUAAAUAUUAUAUUUUAUUUUUUAAACUUAUAUAAAUAUCAAACUGAUUUAUGAGGUACGCUUUUAUUUGCAUAUUCAUAUUGCCUAGUAUUGGCAAAUAUGCAUAAUUAUGCUAUGGUAGAAACUGAACGAUAUUUCACGAAAUGGUUAGAAUCCUUAUAUUCGAAUAUUCCCAAUGACAGUUAUUUCGUGAGUUUUUUUUUUCUUCUUUGAGAUUGUAUACAAUCUUUAUGACAGCUUGCACCAACAUUACCAAGUCUAUUGCAACUAACUCACCGAGUACUGUUCAGCUGAUUAAAAUAUGAGGAUGCACAUGCAUUAUGUUGUAAUAUGUUAUGGGACAUGUCAAUCUUUCAACUUUUUCAGGGUUUUGUACAUUUAUUUAUCUAUUUCUAUUUACCCAUGUACCUUGUUUUCGUAAUUUAUCUUGUUAAACACUUAAAAGAAGAAAAAAAAACACAAAUUCAUCUUGUAUUGAUGAUUAUCAAUGAUUACUUAACAAACUCAUAUUAAGGCGUACUUAAGUUUUAAGAGGGGAUAAUGAUUUACAAGCCACGCUUUCAAUAAGCCCUUUCAUUUUCACAAGUCAUGUCACAUAGAAGUAGUAUUACCUUCAAAAUUGUUCAAACUGUCAAAUUUGUUCAGUUGUCAAUAAUGUAAUAAAAUAUUGCAAUUUUUAUGAUAUUGUUUCCAGAUGUAAUAUCCUCCAUGUGUUAAGUUGUUAAUUCAUCUAUUGUUCAGAUUGUUAUAAUGUUAUCUGUAAUUUAUAUUUCUAUUAUUAUUUGGAUUAAUUGAGUUUAUGGCUUUGCGGUGAAUACGUUAUGAAACAAACACACAAAUCAAAAACAUAGAAUGUAAAUAAUAAUCUCCUCCGAUCACGAGAUCUAUUUAUACCUUGUUUUUAUCAAUAAGUACCAAUAUUUCUCAAGCUUGCAGUAAGGCAAUUGAUAACGGCAGCAUUUGUAGUUAGAUAAGAAAAAAGGAAAAAGGCAAGCUCGUCAAAUGCAUUUGAAUACUUGAUCAAACUUUAGUUUGUGUGUAUUUGCUAUGUCUAUGAGUACACUGCGAUAGGUGGAUUGUGAUAUUUGUUCAUUUAAUUAAAAUCAAAUAAUGAAAGCAAUAGGAAAAUUGUUUUUUUAUUACGCUAUGACUACCUCUAGGGAGAUAAGAUUCAACGCUUCUUUACAACCAAUAUAAAUCUAGAUCAAACGCGCUCAAAAUGUUUCAAGUUUCAUAAAGAUAAAGUAAUAUCUAACGUUCAUGCUGUUUAAAUGUUUAUAUAGAUCAUGGUCCUUCCAAAUCAAUUUCAACGUGGAAAAAAACC